GAGCUCGUCCUCUUGCGAACCGAAGCCGCGCAGCUGAGCGACGAAGCGUCAGCCGAGCGCCAGCAGCGACAGCUGGUGCAAGAGGAGCUGCGGCUGGCCAUCGUUGAAGCCAAUCACUUCCGGGAUGAGUGUGCCCGGAACCUUUUCUCGCAGCUGGGUGAGGAGGUGGUGCAGCAAGACGCACCUGACGAGCGCGACGUGGCCCGGCGAGAUGGCGAACGCUUGCUGGCCAGUCCUCAAGUCAAGCACGAGCAGGAGCUGCAGGACUUGCAAGAGGAGGCGCGGCUGCUUCGCACUGAAGCGGUGGAAAGGGAGAAGGACGUGAUCUACAAGGACAAG
Molecule: messenger RNA, 339 nt
Organism: Symbiodinium pilosum
Lineage: Eukaryota; Dinophyceae; Suessiales; Symbiodiniaceae
Source: the annotation of a GenBank genome assembly